Metarhizium robertsii ARSEF 23 is the source of this 1323-nucleotide messenger RNA. Its product is annotated as amine oxidase. The record is from RefSeq and is a predicted model, not a curated record. Gene Ontology annotation, molecular function: flavin adenine dinucleotide binding; sarcosine oxidase activity. The coding region runs from base 1 to 1323 and encodes 440 amino acids. The transcript is spliced from 6 exons. Lineage: Eukaryota; Fungi; Ascomycota; Sordariomycetes; Hypocreales; Clavicipitaceae.
AUGCCUUCUCACGUUUACGACGUUAUUGUAGUAGGCGGCGGCGCGAUCGGGCUUGGAGCUGCAUAUGAGGUAGCCAAAGCAGGCAAAUCUAUUCUGGUACUCGAGCAGAGCUGUCUCUUUAACGCUAGUGGAAGCUCCAAUGACCUAGCCAGAAUGUAUCGCACCAUGACAUAUAGGUAUACUGAACCGUUCAUGGCGGAGCUUGCUUACAAGUCCAUGGGCAUUUGGAACGAGCUAGAAAUGGACGCUGGUACAUCUCUGCGCGUAAUGUCAGGGCUCCUGAAUUUCGGAGACACUACAAUGGGAACAGACACCCCAGAAGGAACACUCAUGGGACCUAUAGCUAAUCUGGAGAAGCUGGGUAUGCCGUUCCGCAGGAUGACGAAACAAGAAAUGGAAAACGAGUACCCAUUCAAGAAACUCCCAGAAGCGUGGGAAGGCAUCUUCGCUCCAGAUAAUGGCGUGAUCAAUGUCCCACUCCUGGUUCGAACUCUAGCACGGCUGGCCAAAGACUAUGGCGCUCACACUCAGCAAUAUACCGAAGUCAAAAAGCUCGUCCCUGUUAAGGAGAACGGCGAAGACACGUGGAGGGUCGAAACCCGUGUCAACGGCGACGAGGCUGUUUUAUUCAGGGCUCGAAAGAUUAUUAUAGCGGCGGGUGCAUAUACAAAUCACAUCGUGCAGCCUAGUUUCAAUUUCAAGCUGAAGCUCAAUAUCUGGGAGAUGGUGGCAUCGUAUUUUUCGGUCAAUGCUGGUCCUAGUGGAACGCUUUUUCCAAGUAUGUGGUUCCAGUUCGCGAACGACAAGCAUGGCAGGUCACGGCUGUUCUACGGGUUUCCAACAGUCGAAUGGGGUCCUCCCAACGUGUGUCGAAUCGCGGUAGAUGCGGCAACAAGACAGAUUACAGACCCCAAUCUACGAUGCGGUAGCGUCGUGAACCCCGAGGAUAUACACGAUACACAGCAAUUCAUCAAAGAGCACCUGGUGGGAGUAGAUCACAUGACGCCUGCGUACACCUUAUCGUGUCUGCAGACGAAUACGUUCGACAACAUGUUCGUAUUAGACUAUAUUCCGGAACAGUAUCUCCAAGGCGGUGCAAGAGAUAGUGUGGCAGUGUUCACCGCCGGCUGGGCUAUGAAGUUCGUGCCGCUGAUCGGGCGAGCCCUGAAGGACAUGGUGCUGAAUGGACACUCUGAGUAUGCGUUGGACGAGUUCAAGAUCGAUCGUCUGGAUCCCAAGAGCAAAGGAAAAUAUGGCAAACCCCAAGCGGGCAUCAUUGACGAAGUGGAUGCCGAUUUUGCCAAUAGCUGGGAGCAUCUCUAG